UCCGCUGUACAAAAGCAGUAAAUUGCAAAAUCAGCGCAUUAGUUUCAGCGUUGGGCUUUUGAAUUAUAUAUUCCAUAGGGGAAAAAGCCCUAACGCGUCCGAGUCGACUCUUUUUCUGUUCUUUAUCCACUCGUGAAACUCAGCCAUUUUCUUCAUCCAAAUCGUUUUUUUUUUUUUUGUAAUUUAUUUUGCGCAUUCGGAUCCAUCCUGCGGAACCCAUAUCUGAUAAGGCUGGUUCCAGGGGUCUUUGUGGAAGAUAAAUUUGUUCCCUUAGUGCUGCUUCAGUUUCUGGAGACCAUGAGUUUUGUUUUCCGAGGCACAAGAGGAGAUAUGGAAACUGGGUUUCCAGGACUCAUUCCUGAGCGGCGUGCAGUGCGUGUUCAUGCCCGACCAGUCAAUACAAACUCUCUCGCUUUUCUUGUCACAGUGCUUUUGCUGUUUAUGAUUUUGAACUCACACCAAAUGUCUCCUAAUUUUCUGCUCUGGUUGGUACUUGGUGUCUUUUUGAUGGCAACAACUUUGAGGAUGUAUGCAACUUGUCAGCAACUUCAAGCUCAGGCACAAGCUCAUGCUGUUGCAGCUAGUGGCCUUCUUGGCCACACGGAAUUGCGACUUCACAUGCCACCAUCUAUAGCACUUGCAACCAGGGGAAGGUUGCAAGGUCUCAGACUCCAGCUUGCACUUCUUGAUAGGGAAUUCGAUGACUUAGAUUAUGAAACAUUGCGAGCACUGGAUGCUGACAACGUCCCCACCGCCUCUAUGAGUGAGGAGGAGAUCAAUGCGCUUCCUGUCCACAAGUAUAAGGUGUCCAGUCCUCAGAGUGUGGGCUCAUCCACGCAGCAGGGUUCUUCUUCAUCCUCCGUCGAGAAAAAACAAGACCCUGCAGCACCACAAGCGGGAAUGAAGACCACUGACGAUGAUCUGACUUGUAGUGUUUGCUUGGAGCAAGUUAAUGCUGGCGAACUCAUUCGUAGUUUGCCAUGCUUGCAUCAGUUCCAUGUGAAUUGCAUAGAUCCAUGGCUGCGGCAGCAAGGGACGUGUCCUGUUUGCAAAUUUAGAGCUGGCUCCCGGUGGUCAGAGAUCGCUCAAGGAGAAAUUGAUGCUUCAGACAUGGUUUAGCUAUGAAUUUUUUGAACAUCGGUUUUUGUUAUCUUUACAUUCACAAGUAUAUACAUGAUGUAUACAGGCAAAUGAAUUUGCCGCUGCUAAUUACCUUGAUGUGGCAUCAAAGAGAUUUCUGAAGAUCAUGAUAUGAUGUCCAUGAGAACUGUACAUCCCAUGCUUACAGUCUAUUGAAUAUGUCAGGCACAUGCCAUUGCAUUGUCCAGUCUAAACUUAUGCUAACCUCACUUGUCAUCCAGCUAUGUACAUCUUAUUAGGAUAUAACCUUAACUGUUUGAUACAGUGUUGGUAUGUAGGAUUACUGAGAGAUCCUGAUGUCAAUAUUUCUGACAAUUUUCAUAUGAUUUGCUUUGAUUCC
This is a messenger RNA of Sesamum indicum (sesame), 1480 nucleotides long. It is a transcript of the gene SDIR1, whose product is annotated as RING/U-box superfamily protein. The record is from RefSeq and is a predicted model, not a curated record. Lineage: Eukaryota; Viridiplantae; Streptophyta; Magnoliopsida; Lamiales; Pedaliaceae. Gene Ontology annotation, molecular function: ubiquitin protein ligase activity. Gene Ontology annotation, biological process: protein ubiquitination; ubiquitin-dependent protein catabolic process.